AUCACUGAAAAAACAUUUUAGAAACAAAAAAUGCAGACCUCUCCAUUAGUUUUUGUAGCAUUAGUUUAUGGAGUUUUGGUUGGUGGAAAUUUGGCAUAUGGGCAGUUGAGUUCAACAUUUUAUGAUGAAACUUGCCCAUAUGCUUCUUGCAUAAUACGUGAAACCCUAAGGCAAGCUUUCAUUUCUGAUCCCAGGAUUGGUGCUAGCCUCAUUAGGCUUCACUUUCAUGACUGCUUUGUCAAUGGUUGUGAUGGGUCAAUAUUAUUGGAUAAAAGUGAGACUAUAGACACUGAAAAAGAAGCAUUUGCCAACAACAAUUCUGCAAGAGGUUUUGAUGUUGUUGAUACAAUGAAGGCUAGAUUGGAAUCCAUUUGUCCUGCCACUGUUUCCUGUGCUGAUAUUCUCACUAUUGCAUCUCAACAAUCUGUUACUUUGUCAGGAGGUCCAUCAUGGACUAAUUUACUUGGAAGAAGAGACAGCAGAAUAGGGAACAGAACUCUAGCUAAUUUGAACAUUCCAGGUCCCUUCGACAGUCUUGAAAGGCUCAAAUUUACAUUUUCUAAUGUUGGCCUCAACAAUGAUACCGAUCUUGUUGCAUUAUCUGGUGGCCACACAUUUGGAAGAGCUCAAUGCAGAACAUUCGUCGGCCGUUUGUACAACUUCAACGGUACAGGUCUACCAGACCCAACUUUGGACACAACAUACCUAGAAACUCUUCGUCAAAUCUGUCCGGAAGGCGGAGAUGGCACCGUCCUAGCCAAUUUCGAUCCAUCGUCACCCGAUUCAUUCGACAAUCACUAUUUCUCCAAUCUGCAGCAGAAUAAAGGUCUUCUGAUAAGUGACCAAGAACUGUUUUCAACUCCUGGAGCUGAUACUGUCGACAUUGUCAACAACUUUGGGAAUGACCAAAAUGCUUUCUUUGACGCAUUCGUUGUUUCUAUGAUCCGAAUGGGAAAUCUUAGCCCGUUAACGGGAUCUGAUGGCGAGAUUAGGCUGAAUUGCAGAGUUGUUAAUGCACCUCCAGCUCAAGAUUUCGAGCUUCGAAGCUCCAUUUGAUCAAUUAUGUUAUGUUUAUUUAUGUACGUGUAUGGAAUUAUAUAGAAUAAGCUUGUAUGCAAACUCAUCCUUUGGGUUGUUUUUUUUUUUAA
Mercurialis annua (annual mercury) is the source of this 1148-nucleotide messenger RNA. Its product is annotated as peroxidase A2-like. Gene Ontology annotation, molecular function: peroxidase activity; heme binding. The record is from RefSeq and is a predicted model, not a curated record. The transcript has 4 exons. Bases 31 to 1056 code for a protein of 341 amino acids. Lineage: Eukaryota; Viridiplantae; Streptophyta; Magnoliopsida; Malpighiales; Euphorbiaceae. Gene Ontology annotation, biological process: response to oxidative stress; hydrogen peroxide catabolic process.